This is a messenger RNA of Heterotrigona itama, 1895 nucleotides long. The record is from the annotation of a GenBank genome assembly. NCBI's taxonomy places the organism in Eukaryota, Metazoa, Arthropoda, Insecta, Hymenoptera, Apidae.
AUGGCAACUGACGGCAAGAGACACGUUGCACUAAUCACUGGCAUUACCGGACAAGUAAGAUUGACUCUUAUUUUGUCGACAUAUACCGACUUAUAAAUGCAUUCGAACACUUAUUGCAAGGAACUUUUGUUUACGUAUUAUAUUUGUCCCAUGAAACAUUUUCAAAUUUCCUUAACACUGUAACCUGUUGUCCUUAGCAUGAUGAACAAUAAUUGUCUUGUAAGAUAAUAAAAUAAAUCUAAAAAAAAUAUAUAUACAUGUUAGUUACAAAAUAUUACAAAAUAUUUACUGUCAAUAAUACAUGUAAGAGUAUAUUAAGAAUAUAAAUUGUCUACUUAUAGAAUAUAAAUUUCCAUCUUAAAAAUGUAAUAAACAUCAAGUACAGAGGCUGGUUAAUAUUUAAUUCAUGUUUAAUAUUUUCAUUCAUCAUUAAAUAUUUUCAUGAUCUAUUUGUAAUACAUGUUAUGGUUUUUAUGUACUAACAUAAUCAUAAUAAUCAAGUUUUGUUAUAUUAUUAAUAAAAUUUCAAAUUGUUUUAUACGGAACAUUCUCGUUAGUAUUUUAAUACCUUUAUGAAUAGCUAUAAUUAUUUUAACGUACAUGUUUCAAGUACAUAAUUUUAAUUUUCCAGAAUACAUAUUAGUUAUUCAUAUUUUAUAUAGAAAUUAAUAUAAAGUAAAUUAUUAAUAUUAUAUUGUUACGUUUUCUUUCUAGGAUGGUUCCUACUUAGCUGAAUUUUUAUUGGAAAAAGGAUAUGAUGUGCAUGGUAUAAUCAGAAGAGCUAGUUCUUUUAAUACUGCUAGGAUCCAACAUCUAUAUGCAGAUCCAAAAUGCCACCGCCAAGGCAAAAUGAAACUUCACUAUGGUGAUAUGACAGAUUCCAGUAGCUUAAUUAAAGUAAUUAGUUCUGUACAGCCGACAGAAAUUUACAAUCUAGCUGCUCAAAGUCAUGUUAUGGUAAGUUUCGAAGUAAGUGAAUAUACUGCUGAAGUAGAUGCAGUAGGAACAGUUAGAUUAUUAGAUGCAAUACGUACCUGUGGUCUUGAAAAAUCUGUAAAAUUUUACCAUGCAUCAACAUCUGAGCUUUACGGCAGAGUGACUGAAGUACCUCAAAAUGAAAAAACUCCAUUUUAUCCUCGUUCACCAUAUGCUUGUGCAAAAUUAUAUAGUUUCUGGAUUGUGGUAAACUAUAGAGAGGCAUAUAAUAUGUUUGCAUGUAACGGCAUAUUAUUCAAUCACGAAAGCCCCCGUAGAGGAGAAAACUUUGUUACAAGAAAAGUGACUAGAUCUAUAGCAAAAAUACACUUAGGUUUGCAAGAUGUUCUUGAAUUAGGAAAUUUAGAUGCUAAACGAGAUUGGGGACAUGCAAAAGAUUAUGUUGAAGCGAUGUGGUUGAUGUUGCAACAGCCAAUUCCGGAUGAUUAUGUUAUAGCAACAGGAGAAACACAUAGUGUGAGAGAAUUUGUGGAAGCAGCAUUCCAAUAUGUAGGUCGCACUAUUAAAUGGAAAGGUGAAGGUGUAAAUGAAAUAGGGCAGGAUGCACAAACAGGACAAUUAUUGGUUAAAAUAAAUCCUAAAUAUUUUCGUCCAACGGAAGUAGUAAGCAUUAAUUAUUAAACAGUAAUUACGUUAUAAUAAUGUUAUACACGAAUAAAAAAUAUAUUUAUUUUUAUUCCUAUAGGACGUACUUCUGGGUGAUGCUAGCAAAGCGAAAGAAAAAAUUGGUUGGAAGCCUACUGUUACAUUUGAGGUAUUUAUAAAAAUUAUUAAUGUAAUGUUAAUAUAUAAUUACUGGUAAUGAAUUCUGUAUCUAAUAAGAAAUAUUAUUUUAGGCUCUUGUAAAGGACAUGAUGGAUUCUGAUUUAGAACUAAUGACGAAAAAUCCAAAUGCUUAA